Molecule: messenger RNA, 3282 nt
Organism: Danaus chrysippus (African queen)
Lineage: Eukaryota; Metazoa; Arthropoda; Insecta; Lepidoptera; Nymphalidae
Source: the annotation of a GenBank genome assembly
AUGGCAGGAGACCAGGCUCAGUUUUAUCAAUUAUUAAAUACAAUAUUGUCUAUAGAUAAUGAAACCAGAUCACAAGCAGAGAAAGUAUAUAAUGAUAUACCAACCGAAACGAAGGUAGUCCACUUAGUUGGUGCUAUCCAAAAUGCAGACCUUGGCGAGGAAGCCAGAGAAACCGCAGCAGUACUCCUGCGAAGGUUGCUUAGCGCUGAGUUCUUUGAAUUUUUCCCCAAACUACCUUUUGAUCAGCAAGCUAUGCUUAGAGAACAGUUGUUGCUCACAUUGCAAAUGGAUGUUAGUCAACAGUUGAGAAGAAAAAUUUGCGAUGUUGUAUCAGAGCUAGCAAGAAAUCAUAUAGAUGACGAUGGAGUCAACCAGUGGCCAGAAUUCCUUCAAUUCAUGUUCAACUGUGCGAGUGCACAAGACCCUAACAUUAAAGAGGCUGGGAUCAGAAUGUUCACAUCUGUGCCAGGAGUUUUUGGUAAUCGUCAGAAUGAAAACCUGGAUGUAAUAAAAAGGAUGUUGCUAUCAACGCUACAACCAACAGAAUCGGAGGCACUACAGAUGCAAGCCGUUAAAGCUGUUGGAGCUUUUAUCCUCCUUCAUGACAAAGAACCAGCAAUACAGAAACAUUUCAGCGAUCUCCUUCUGCCUUUUAUGCAGGUUGUAGUACAAUCAAUUGAGAAGGCCGAUGAUGAUGCAGCAUUAAAAGUCCUUAUUGAGCUGGCUGAAUCUGCUCCUAAAUUUUUGCGACCACAAGUGGAGACAAUCUUUCAAGUGUGCAUAAAGGUUAUUGGAGACAAGGAUGGUGAAGACAACUGGCGUCAGUUGGCAUUAGAAGCACUAGUGACAUUAUGUGAGACAGCGCCAGCAAUGGUCAGGAAAGUUGUUCCUAAUGCCAUACGUUUAUUGACACCACUCAUACUAGAUAUGAUGUGCGAGUUAGAAGAGGAACCUGAUUGGGCCGUUCAGGAUAAUGCCUCUGAUGAUGACAACGAAUUAAACUAUGUCGCAGCAGAAUCUGCCUUAGACCGUAUGUGUUGCGGUCUUGGUGGCAAGAUAAUGCUUGGUCUGAUUGUGGGUCAAGUGCCUGAAAUGUUGAACUCUCAAGACUGGAAGAGGAGGCAUGCUGCCUUAAUGGCUGUGUCGUCAGCGGGGGAGGGCUGUCACAAACAAAUGGAACAGAUGUUGGAUCAAGUUGUUUCAGCCGUGCUUAACUAUCUUACAGACCCCCAUCCGCGAGUGCGUUAUGCUGCUUGCAACGCCGUGGGGCAAAUGUCAACAGAUUUUGCACCGGUGUUUGAGAAGAAAUUCCAUGACAAAGUGGUUCCUGGACUACUUAUGGUGCUCGAAGACAAUGCUCAUCCUAGAGUACAGGCUCAUGCAGCAGCAGCCUUGGUUAACUUCAGUGAAGACUGCCCCAAACAAAUCUUAACUCAAUACUUGGGACCACUCAUGGGUAAACUGGAAGCAAUUUUAACUGCUAAAUUUAAGGAGUUGGUAGAGAGUGGCACAAAGCUCGUACUAGAGCAGAUAGUGACCACUAUUGCUUCAGUUGCUGAUACUGUGGAAAAAGAGUUUGUGGAAUAUUACGACAGGCUGAUGCCCUGUCUUAAAUAUAUCAUCGCCAAUGCCACUACUGACGAAUUUAAAAUGCUUCGCGGCAAGACUAUCGAGUGUGUCAGUUUGAUUGGCUUGGCUGUUGGUGAAGAGAAAUUUAUGGGUGAUGCAUCAGAAGUUAUGGACAUGCUUCUUAAGACACACUCGGAGGGUGAUCAACUGCCAGCCGAUGAUCCCCAGACUUCCUAUCUUAUCUCUGCAUGGUCGAGAAUUUGCAGAAUUAUGGGCAAAAAAUUCGCCCAAUAUUUACCUAUGGUUAUGGAGCCGGUGAUGCGCACCGCUGCUAUGAAGCCGGAAGUAGCUUUAUUAGAUAACGACGACCUCGAGAUCAUCGAGGGAGAACUUGACUGGCACUUUGUGACCCUAGGAGAGCAACAGAACUUCGGCAUAAAGACUGCAGGACUCGAAGAUAAAGCGUCAGCCUGCGACAUGUUGGUCUGUUACGCCCGAGAAUUGAAGGAGGCCUUCGCUGAAUACGCCGAAGAUGUUGUCAAGCUAAUGGUGCCGAUGUUGAAGUUUUACUUCCACGAUAACGUGCGCACAGCCGCCGCCGAGUCUCUGCCUUAUCUAUUAGAGUGUGCGAGAAUCCGCGGCCCGCAGUACAUUCAGGGCAUGUGGGCUUACAUCCUUCCCGAAUUAUUGAAGGCUAUAGAAUCCGAUCCAGAACAAGACGUCCAAGUGGAACUGCUGAACAGUCUUGCAAAGUGCAUUGAACUCUUGGGAACGGGAUGUCUGUCUGACGAAUCUAUGGCUGAAGUGUUACGCAUCCUCAACAAGCUACUCACUGAGCAUUUCGAGCGCGCCACUCAACGCAGACAGAAGCGCGCCGACGAAGAUUACGAUGAGGUUGUAGAGGAACAACUAGCGGAUGAAGAUAAUGAGGAUAUAUACGGCCUGUCCCGAGUGGCUGACGUGUUACACGCGCUCAUGUCCGCCUACCACGAGAACUUCUACCCUCACCUGGACUCGCUGCUCCCUUAUCUUGUACAACUCCUCGCUCCCGGACGUCCCUACUCCGACCGACAGUGGGCUAUUUGCAUUUUCGACGACGUCAUCGAGUUCGGCGGUCCGGCCUGCGUGAAGUAUCAAGAUAUCUUCUUGGAGCCGAUGUUGAAUGGUCUACGUGAGCCUGAGCCGGAAGUUCGACAAGCCGCAGCUUACGGUUGCGGAGUGCUAGCUCAGUUCGGAGGACCAAAUUUCGCCGCCGCCUGUGCUCGAGCCGUUCCCCUACUAGCCGCCCUCAUCGCCGAGCCAGACUCACGUUCCGUGGAAAACCUAAACGCUACCGAAAACGCCAUCUCUGCUGUUACGAAAAUUAUAAAAUACAAUCACUCGCAAAUCAAUAGGGAUGAAAUCAUCAGGCAUUGGUUGACCUGGCUCCCAGUGGUCGAGGACACAGAGGAGGCGCCACAUGUAUACUCUCUGCUGUGUGAGCUCGCAGCCAGCGGACACCCAGCCCUCGCUACACCGGACGCGCCCCGACUCGUGAUCGCUACACUAGCCGAAGCCUUCCUGAGAGACGCCGUGCCAAACGAUAAUCCAGUGUACGCGCAGAUGGUCGCGCUCGUCAGGCAAAUACAGACGAAUGCGGAGCUUUUCAAUUCUUGCUUGAUGCAAUUGAGUAACGACCACAAAGAAGCUCUUAAAGUAGCUCUGCUGACCUAG